CGCGGUACCUUUCCUUGCAAUGAACCAUUUCAGGACCAAGUUACUGUGUCCCAGUUUCCUGCUCGCUGCUCAGCCAGAGGGUUUGGACCGAGGCUGAGGUUGGACAGCCUCACCCAGGAUGGAGAGCCCGACUCUCACACGCUCUCAGCUCCACAGCUUCUCCCGGCUACUUUGCUGAUUCAGAGCAGAAGGAAGAAUUGGUCCUCACAAGCCACAAAUGUGACCUGGGGGGGACAGUGUUCGUGUAGGUGGGUAGAGGCUUCAGGGAGGAGGUGAGUCAGGUCAGGUGGAGGAGCAGCUUUAGGGUGUCCAAGGGGCACCUGUUGGCUGCGUUGACCCCCUAGUCGGGGGGUGAGGAAAGGCUGGCUGGAACGUGCCCUGCCGCAAGCCGGGCAAGGAUGAGGCGCUUCCUGAGCAGAAAGGGCCGCUUCUCCCUGCGCCAGAGCAAGUCUGGGACCCGGAGCGCCGCCAAAGAUUUCUACCUUGGUCUCCCUGCCACCAACCAGAACUGGCCAGAGGCCUUUGGCUUCAGACUUGGAGGCACUGGGCCCAGCUACAUCCUGUCUGUAGUGGAAGGCAGUAGUGCCUUCCUUGCCGGCUUGCAGCCAGGUGACCAGGUGGUGGACAUUGAAGGCCAGGAUGUGACCAACCUCAGCACACCAGCUCUGAUUGCUCUGGCUCAGACCCUCAAGACUGUACCCCCCAGUAUUGGCGUUGUGUCACGGAUCGAACAGAUUGACAUCACUCCAGGCCCAGAUGGCCGUUUUGGCUUCACCAUCGUGGGGGACAGCCCUCUGAUGGUUGAGGAGAGCAUGCCUGGUGGUCCGGCUGCACGCAGUGGCCUCAAAGUCAACGAUUACGUCAUGGAGGUCAAUGGCAUCCCGGUGAAGCAUCAUGAAACGGCAGCAGCCAUGAUCAAGGCGGCGCAGGGCCGACCCCUCCGACUGGGAGUGCUCAGCAUGGCCCGCCGGCCCAAGCGGCUGAGCAGCAGCAUGCGGGUUCUGUCACAGAGCGGAGACAGCAUCAGGGAGAGUCGAGCUCACAAGGCUAUGGAGUUCAAUAAAAAGGUGGAGGAGGUUCUUUCGGAGGAGCCCGAUGUGAAGGAGCAGCUGUUUGAGGUGCUCAAGCAGUACGCCUCUGACAGGGAUGUGGAGGUUCUGGCUGAAGCCUUGCCUGACAUUUUGAUCACAGAAGACCAUCAGCAGCUGAUCGACAGCGUCAGGAUCUUCAUUCCCAAAAAGCACCGGGAGCGUUUCGACGAGGUGGUCUCCCAGAGCCUGAUGAGCAGGCUGAAGGGCCGCAGCUUCAGUGAUCCCAGCCGCAGCCACCUCCGCCGCAGCCGGAGUGAGGACCACCCUGAGCGUCUCCUCGUCUCCACCCGCGCCAGCUCAGUGCCACGCACCCAUGCAGAAGAAGGUGUGAUCCCCCCUGCCAGAGGCAUGCGCAAGACCACCUCCCUCAUAGCUGGCCACUCGGGUGGCACCACCACCAACUGCAGGACAGUCAGAGUUUGUAAGGGCAACAUGAGUUUUGGCUUCACCCUGAGAGGCCACGCUCCAGUGUGGAUUGACUCUGUGAUCCCCGAAAGUCCUGCAGACAAGGCCGGUUUGAAACCAGGAGAUCGGAUCCUGUUUCUGAAUGGGCUGGACAUGAGGACCUCUUCUCAUGAAAAAGUUGUGUCCAUGCUUCAAGGAAGUGGGGCUAUGCCCACCCUGGUUGUGGAGGAAGGUCCUCCUACUUUUCCUCUUGCUGAGCAGGACCUCGCAGUAGGAUGCGUUCCCACUGAGCGUGCGCGCUCUCCAGUGCUCAGUUCCCUGCAGUGGGUGGCUGACAUCCUGCCUCCCAGCAUCAGGGUUCAGGGACGUACCUUUGGACAACAGCUGGAACAUCUACUGACCAUCCAGGAACGGUAUACCAUCUGCAAGGCCUUGGAGAACUUCUUCCAACACAGGAACGUUGACACGCUGAUUGUGGAUGUGUUCCCGGUGCUCGAUACUCCAGCCAAACAGGUGAUCUGGCAGUUUGUUUACCAGCUGCUGACCUAUGAAGAGCAAGAACACUGCCAGAACAAAAUUUCACGAUUUCUUGGAUACAAAGCACCAGUUCCACCACCUCCUCCUCCUCCCCCUCCUCCUCCGGAGCCCGAGUCUGCUGCCCCUGAGCCCCAUCGCCGUAGCAGCUCCAUGAGGGUGACAGGGACCACAUACAGGAGUAGUGUUAGGGGACGUAGCUCUGAUGACCUGGUCAUUGGCACACACUUGGGCAUGGGCGUGCGUGCAGAGCCAGGACAGGACAGUGGUAUGAGGUUGGCCCCCGGAGAGAGACAGUCAGGAGAUGGAACAUCUCUUCCUGAGACUCCCAACAAUCUCACCAAUCUGUCAGCUGUGUAUGCUGAACUGGAAAAUAUGUACUCAGCCAAGAGGUCCAAGUCUUUGAAAAGUCGCCCUCCUCCUGCUCCUGAGAGUUUGCUGGACUUGGAACCUUUAUCCUGCACAGGGUCUCCUACAGGGAAUGCCAACACAGGGGCCCGCAAAGGUUCCUCACCCCAUCCCACGUGGCCAGAUCCUCUACCCAGUCCACCCUCAGGCCAGUUCUACCCACCAGGGUUGACGAGCCAGACCAGUGGGGAGUCUAACCCCUACAUCAGCCUGGACAGUCCCCCUCCCUCACCUCUGGAACCCGACUUUCCGUGCAGCCCACCUGUUCACCGCAACAACAAACGGAGGUACACCUUCUCAAAACCUCCUCGUUCAGAAGACACAGAUCGCUUUCUGGAUGCUCUGAGUGAGCAGCUGGGACAGAGGGUGGCAAUUGUGGAUGACUUCCUGACCCCUGACAAUGACUACGAAGAGGAUGUUGUGCAGAUGGACUUCCCAGAUGAGGAAGAUGAAGAUAAUGAAGACGAGCUUGGUGUGGAUGAGGAAGAAAACGGAGGAUUCGUAGCUCCAGAGUUAAGCAGCCCGAGUGACGUUCAAAGCAGCAGCGGUGAAGAGAAUGCCUCCUCCCUCACAUACUCCUCUUCCUCUGAUCACAUACCUCCUCCCCCUAUGACACCACCUCCACCUCCACCUGUUCAGUUCAAUGACCCGCCUCCUCCACCUCCUCCGGCACCCCCUCAGAGUCAGCCUCAACACCAGCCACAGCAGGAAUCCAUUACCUACACCCCUGAGCACAUGCCGAGGGCAUAUGUGCCAAUCCGUCGGAAAUCUGGCCCCCCUCCACCACCUCCUCCACGAAGCAAUCCACCACCAAAACGCCAUUCCUUGCAUAAAGUCAUACCUACAAGAGAAGAUCUACAUGUUCAAGCUACCUUACAAGAGCUAAAAGCAUACCAGGAGAGACAACAGGCUUUUGAGGAGAGGCAGGCAUAUGAGGAGCAAAAAGCUUAUGAGGAGCAACAGCUUUAUCAGGAACAACAGGCCAUUAAGGAGAAAAUGUUCAAAGACAGACAAGCUUAUGAAGAGCAGAAGGCAUAUGAAGAGCAAAAAGCUUUUGAAGAGCAGCAAAUGUAUGAAGAGCAGCAAGCCUACCAAGAUAGACAAGCCUAUGAGCAGCACCAGGCUUACCAGGAACAAAAAGCACAUGAGCAGCAUCACGCCUACAAAGAACAGAAGGCCCUUAAAGAGCUUCAAGCCUACCAGGAGCAAAAAGCCUAUGAGGAGCGUCGAAUUUACGAGGAGCAUCAAGCAUAUCAAGAGAUGCAGCAGAUUUACCAGAGUCACCAAUCGAUGCCUGCUCAGCCAACACAACAAAAGGCCCAUUCACCUCUUCCUCUCCAACAACCACACCAGUCUUUACCUCCGCUCCCCUCCCAAGAGACCUCCCAUCAACAUGUUAACCACCACCUUUAUAUGAUGCGACAAGUUCAGCAGCAGCAACUGGCCCACCAGGGCCUCCACCACAGACGCUUAUCUCGUUCAGCACCUCCACCACAUCAGCCAUCACCCCAUCCCCCACUCCACCCUGGCCAGCAAGGUCAGUAUGCAGAGGGAAUCUACCAAAGUCAUCAAGGCAUGAGACCCCAACCCCACCAUUCAUCAACAGAAAUACUCCACCAAGGCCCAGCACAUCAUUCCUCCUCUGAGAUGCUCCAUCAGUUGCACCAAUCACAGGCCCACCAUUCGUCUGCAGAGAUGCUCCAACAAAUGCAGCAGGCCCACGCUCUCUACUCAUCAUCAGAAAUGCUCCAUCAAAUGCACAAAGCCAAGGCCCAUCACUCAUCAGCUGAGCUUUUACAUCAGUCUCAGCAAUUGCAGCAAAUGCAGCCUCACCAUUCAUCAACUGAACUUCUCCACCAGAUGCACAGAGGCCAAGCCCAUCAUUCUUCAAGUGAGCUGCUCCAUCAGAUUUAUCAACCCAAGCCCCAUCACUCAUCAACAGAACUUCUCCAUCAAGUCAACCAAAUACAACAACCCAAAGCCCAUCACUCCUCCACAGAACUUCUGCAUGAAAUCCAGCAAGAGCCUGCCUCCCUCCCAGUCCAGUUUACGCGUGAGAGCCAGUCCCAUCAGAGUCGCAGGAGCGUUAAAGGUCAUCAUCAGACAGAUGUGUCAUUGCAGGGAAGACUCAAAGACCAGCAGAUCCAGCAAAUUCACCAACCCCAGCCAACCAAACCUUCUCCGCAAAGACCCCAUUCCAUCCAGCAGACUCACCACCAUUCCAGCACACCUCAGAUCCACCACAUCCACCACAUGACCCCACAGCCUCCUCCUCCCCAGAAUUACCAACACCAGAUUCAAGUCAUCCAUCCUCCUCAACAGCCCCACAGACCUCAGCCACUUCUUUCCACCUUUCAGCCCCUCCAGCCUCACCAGCCCACCCUCUCCACCUUCCAGCCUGUGCCCCAGCUCCACCAGUCACAGCAUCAGGUCCAGUCUGCCACCCAAACUGGUCGUCCGCAGUCACAGCCUUCACAUCAUCUCUUUCAGUCCCAACAACAGCAUCAAGCCCAACCUCAUCACAAGCAAUCUCACAACCAGAGUCAGCCCCAGUCCCUCCCUCACUCCAUAUCUGAUCCCACAGAGAAUUUGGGUCUGCCUCCUCCUCCACCUCUUCCACCACCAUGCUCUCCUCCACCAUUGCCAAGACCCACUCUGUCACGAAUGGACUCGCACCAUAUGAGUGUGAAGAGGCUGCGCUGGGAGCAGGUAGAGAAUUCAGAAGGGACCAUAUGGGGACAGUUGGGGGAAACUUCUGAUUAUGAAAAACUUCACAACAUGGUGAAAUAUUUGGACCUGGAGCUGCACUUUGGGACACAGAAAGGCUCAUUGCCCGCUCCAGAGCCUCUGGCGCACCUGGAAACCUUCAAGAAGAAAGACGUCAUAGAAAUCCUGUCCCACAAGAAGGCUUAUAAUGCCUCCAUCCUGAUAGCCCACUUGAAGCUUUCUCCUGGAGAGCUGCGUCAGGUGCUGAUGAACAUGGCUGCAGACAGACUGGAAGCAGCUCACAUUAAACAACUGCUGCUUUAUGCUCCUGAUGCGGAGGAGGUGAAAAAAUACGAAGCGUACAGAGAAGACCCCAGUAAACUCAGUGAACCAGACCAGUUCAUGUUACAGAUGUUGUCUGUACUAGAGUAUAAGACCCGUCUGCAGAGCCUCCUCUUCAAGUGUUCACUUCAGGAGAAGACAGAGGAGCUGAGGGGAGCAUUUGACUGUAUCAUUAAGGCCUCUAUGGAGCUGAAGACAAGCAAGAAGCUAGCUAAGAUACUAGAGUUUGUGCUGGCGAUGGGGAACUAUUUAAAUAACAGCCAACCUAAAACCAACAAGACCACAGGCUUCAAGAUCAACUUUCUGACAGAGCUGAGCACUACUAAAACUGUUGAUGGGAAGUCAACGUUUCUGCACAUCCUGGUCAAGUCGUUGUGUCAGCACUUUCCGGAAGUGUUGGACUUUUCCAAAGAUCUUAAUAUGGUCCCUCUUGCAGCAAAAGUGAACCAGAGGACUAUUACAUCGGAUGUAAGCGACAUCCACACAACAAUACAGGAUAUCCGCUCAGCUUGUCAGAAGAUGCCUGCGACCACAGAGGAUCGCUUUGCGGUCGUCAUGAGUAACUUCCUGGAAAACAGUCAUCCAGCAAUCCAGUCCCUGGAAUCGCUCCAGCAGAGGGCCAUGGAAGAAUUCAGCAAGACAGCCUCAUACUUUGGUGAAGAUGGCAAAGCUACCACUACAGAGGCUUUCUUUGGCAUAUUUGCAGAGUUUAUGAACAAGUUUGAGAGAGCUCUGAGCGAUCAACAAGUGGCAGAAAUCCCAAAGAGCCCCAGGAGUCCUCGAAUGGCCUCCCCCCAGGCCUGGUAACACACAUUCACAUUUGCAGAUGAGACAGAACAUUGCAGCAGCUGAGACACUUUACACACACGUACAAACCCGAGGUAGGCAUACCAUGCACAAACAUGUGCACACAAGCGAACUGAAAAAGAGAAACUAAAGAUGGACAUUUUCUAUGCUAAACCUAUAAACGUUAGUGUUGUUCAUGUUACAUCCUGAAGAGAGAACAAAAAGGAUUGUGAUCAAGAACCUUGUUCAGUUUUCAAUAUCUGUCUGUACUGUCUGAAAGGUAGAUACUCAGUAAUGUACCUUAGUUUAAGUUUCAUUUCCAUAAUCACCCAUUAGUGAGGUACAAUGACAAUAGAAAAUAGAACAUUUGUAGCAAAUCUUUAAAUAAGAUGUAUUUAUAUAUUUAGUCUUGAAAUAGAUACAAGCUUUAAUCAAAACUUGUUCACUGCACUCUGUGAUUCUGCAGAAAUCACAGAAGCUGUGGAAACUUGUUCUUUACUUUUGUCAGACACCCACCACUUUGAAUGUAACAUAAGCUCUUUACUAAGUGUUUUCUUAAAUAAAUCUCCUCAGAUUAAAGGCUGUUUUACUCGCUUUUGUGUACCUUAACCUCACUGUCUGCAGACGUUUCUUCUUUUGGAUGAUACUUUGGAUGAUUAUUACAACUUUUAUAUAGGAGGUAAUGUCUGCACGGGCUGCAGUGGGCUAUUUGUUUCAUAGAAAAGAAUGUAAUUGUAAUCUGAAUACAGAGAGAAGAUUGCAGAAGUAGAAACCAUGUGAGUCUUAAAUCGGGCGUGUUGCAAUUUCCAAAUGUUUAGCUGUGCUGCACUGUUAGAUAGUGCACUCAUUAAUGUGUAAUAGACAUGUAUAAUGUGGUAUCUGUACAGAAUGAGAGUGUAAAAUAUGUAUAUGCUGCAACUCAGAGCACUGUUGUUUUCUCAUUAUCUCUACAUUUCUUUAAUUUUGUUGUAUUUAACUGGAUAUUAAUGUGUUUCUGGGCCAAGCAUAGUAAUACUCUACUAAAUAAGGACAGUGAUGUUCUUUAGUUUAUAGUGAAACUGAUUUACCUUGAUAUUAAAAAUAACUACAGUAUUUAAACCCAUUGAGCUUUUUCAAAUUUGUCACACUGCUAUCACAAACCUCAUUGGAUCUUAUGUGACAGAGACAGUGCAUCGCUAAAGCAGAGAAAAAAGAAUCAACCAAUUUUUGAAAAAGAUAAAAGAUAUGAAAAGUGCAGCAUUCAGUGGGCUUUAACCACCUUGAGUCAAUAUUAGGGAAUAUUUUUAAAAAAGUUCAAGCCUAGUCAGAUCGGAUGGAGAGUGUCUGUAGAGUACCAUGGAUUCUCAAUGAUUCGGGUAUGGACUUUGACUAGGCCAUCCUAACUCUGGAUGUUGUCACCCAGACCAAUCUAGGAGAUGAACCUGUGAAUCAAAGUUGCUUUCUUUAAUUUCCAGGCAACUCUGACCUGUUUUCCUCUCGCCACACUUUUCAUUAUUUACAUGAAAAAAGCAAGCGUCAUUUUCAUUUCCUUGAACAGUUAUGCACUGCUUUCACUGUGCAUAACUGUUAAGGCAGUUAACAGUUAUGCACAGUAAUAUUUGUCACGUGAAAUUAAAAAAAUAGUUUAUUAAAGUUUGCUGUUGUGACAUGAUAUAAAAGAGAAAAAGUUCAAGAGGGCAAGUAGUAUCUUUGCAAGGCCCUGUACAUAAAUGCAUGCCUUAGUUUUUAUUAUUUGAAGUGCAAUUGUUAAAAAAAAAAAAAUGUUUAAACCACUGUAAGCUAAUGAUAUACUAGUACAUGCUGUUUUUUGUUUGAGUACUAAAAAGCUAUAUUUAAAGCACUGCUCUCCAUUUAUCAUAUAUAAAAUAUUACAUCUGUAUUUUUUAUUGUGGCAAAUAAAUUCAGACAAAUAUAA
Gambusia affinis (western mosquitofish) is the source of this 8187-nucleotide messenger RNA. It is a transcript of the gene grid2ipa, whose product is annotated as glutamate receptor, ionotropic, delta 2 (Grid2) interacting protein, a. The record is from RefSeq and is a predicted model, not a curated record. NCBI's taxonomy places the organism in Eukaryota, Metazoa, Chordata, Actinopteri, Cyprinodontiformes, Poeciliidae. The transcript is spliced from 23 exons. Gene Ontology annotation, biological process: regulation of DNA-templated transcription. Gene Ontology annotation, molecular function: protein binding. Bases 399 to 6293 code for a protein of 1964 amino acids.